Fraxinus pennsylvanica is the source of this 618-nucleotide messenger RNA. The record is from the annotation of a GenBank genome assembly. NCBI's taxonomy places the organism in Eukaryota, Viridiplantae, Streptophyta, Magnoliopsida, Lamiales, Oleaceae.
AUGGCCUCACUCCCUCUUAUCCGCCUCUCUCUACCACCCCGCAGCCAUAAAACCGCCUUCGUCCUUCCUCACCCCCUCAAAUCUACCUUCCCAAUCCUCCGACCACCGCCGCAGAAAUCCAUUACUACCACAACAAGCUGCUCCUACACCCCAACCCCUGCCACCGACCGCCUAAUCUCCGCAGCAUCCUACUUCCUCCCCUUCUUCAACGGCCUCCAAUACGGCCGCUUCCUCUUCACCAAAUACCCAUCCCUCUCAAUUCCUUUCCAACCCCUCCUCCCUCUACUAUCUCUCUACCACUCCAUCCCCUAUGCCAGCUUCAUCUCCUUCUUCGCCCUUUAUCUGGGCAUCGUCCGAAAUCCUUCGCUGAGCCGCUACGCGCGGUUCAACGCCCUUCAGGCAUUGGUGCUCGACGUAUUGCUUGUCGUGCCGAUGCUUGUACAGAGGAUAAUUUCUCCGGGUCGAAGCGGAAUCGGGCUGAAGAUAACGGCGUGGGCACAUUCCGGGAUUUUUGCAUUUGUGGUGGCGUGUUUUGUUUAUGGGGUUGUGAGUAGUGUUCUUGGGAAGACUCCAUAUUUGCCCUUUGUUGCUGAGGCUGCCGGCCGGCAACUAGAAUGA